Aureobasidium uvarum is the source of this 2262-nucleotide messenger RNA. The record is from the annotation of a GenBank genome assembly. NCBI's taxonomy places the organism in Eukaryota, Fungi, Ascomycota, Dothideomycetes, Dothideales, Saccotheciaceae.
AUACCACCUGCCACUUCUGCCAUGUUUGAAUGCAGCGUCUGCUCCAGGUCGUACGCCACUCAGAGCUCCUUGACGCGUCACGCGCACAACCAUGCGUCUGAAGGGCGGCACACGUGCUCAAUCUGUGACAUAAGCUUUCGCAGGAAAGAUCUGUUGGCGAGGCACGAGAGAAUCCAUCAGGUUGGCGCAAGCAGCCGGAACGAGCGAGAUCGACGACGCUGUCAUACUGCUUGCCAACCUUGUGGUGUCUGUUCACAGACACAGGCGAAAUGUUCGUACGGCAGACCAACACGUCGCAAAAGUCGGAGGGCUGUGACUGAUGACUUGGACGAGCCCGAUCAAGAUAGCAUCGGAUCCCCAGCGACAUCUGCCGGCCUCGAAGAACCAGUCGCUGCAACCAUAACAGGAUCGCCUUCUCCGCUACUAUUCGACACAAACGCAGCACCAGCUGAACAGUUUCCGUUGACUCCGGGCUCGUUGUUAGUUGGUGCUUCGGAUCAGAAUCAGCUCAAUCCAGAUGAACAGGAGUUCGCCAACAUCCUCGCGCUCAUGCAUACAGCACCGCAUGAAAAUUUCUCAUCCUUACUUGAGCCAUGGUCGACAGCGAUCAACUGGCCUUGGACUCAUGAAGAUUUGUACUUGCGCAAUGGACCUGAUUAUGGCCCGUCCCCAAGCAAUGGCCUCCACGACCUUCCAUUGUCGACAGGAGUUCCAGGUCAACAGGCGCAAGACGAUCGCCAACAAUCCACAGCGCAUGUUGGCAAUGAUCACACUCCAGAAUCAAACGCACAGACUGAGUUGCCUAUGACUCCAACUCAGAUUGUCGACAUAAUCAUCAAUGAGGCGCUCGACAGUGCUAGGGAUCAAGCACGGUGGAUCCGAUUCUGGGAAUCUGCUUCAGAUCGUGUUCGCGCCGUGUUCAAUUUGUCAAACGCUCCGGAAGUUUCACAAAGCAAUGGAAUUCUGGACCACUUUGUGGAUAUAUACCUCGAACAAUUCCAGCCUCUAUGGCCAUUAAUAUGGCAACCCAGUUUCGAGCGUGGCCAGCUCCACCCCCUGCUGUUACUCACCAUGACCUCGAUAGGAGCACUCUAUUCAGGGAGUGCAUCAUCAAGGUAUGGAUCACUCCUCCACGAGAAGAUGCGCGAGAUACUUCUUGUAUCACCACCCAGGGUCGACCACACAGAUCAGGAAAAUCUCGAUCUUGGCAGGGCAAUGCUGCUCACUCAAGUCGCCGCGAUCUACUUUGAGCAGCAGCAUGCUUUCUCAGCAGCUCAAAAACUCGGUGCAUUGCUCAAUGUGCAUGCUCAAAAGAUGCGGUUGUUCAGCUAUAGACCCCAUCGUGGUAUUCCAACCGCCAUUAAUCUACAAUCAACCACCAACACUUCUGCGAUAGGAUGGCAUAAGCAGAUCGCCCUCGACCCCAACGAGGUGCUACCGCUUCUACAGCCUCUUGAACACGAGCUCCUUCUUUACGGGCUGCAAUACUCUGUUUGGCGAUUCAGUCACGAUUCGGGCAUGUUCAAACGUCUGACUGGCCUCGACGCGGACAGCGAGCCAGGUCCAACAACAAAUGAUCUCUUUUCUGUCAGUAAUGAUGAGCUCUACACUGCCAACCACGACCACUUAGAUUACUCAACCAGAAAAAUGGCGGGUCUCCGGCGAGAGCGACAAAAUGUCAUCUGCGCCCUGCGAAAGUGGAAAAGUAUGGUGGCGAGUAGUCAAAUGUCCAAUCAAUACGGGCAUAAUCGCACUACUUACCUGAGUGGACUGAUGCUCUUUCACCUCAGCUUCUUGCGUCUGCAUGCGCCAGUCGGGACAAUCCAGCAAGUGGUCUAUCAUCAAGGUACACGGUCAGAGUCUGUAGAAGCUCUGGGUCGGACUAUAGUGGAGUGGUCAACUACCGACCAAGCAGUUGUGGCCAUCAAGCAUGCUUGCUCCAUGUGGACCUUGAUUGAGAAGGAGACGUCUCGUCCCACAUCUUCACAAGCACGUUAUACCAUUCUAACUGUGAUCAGUGUGUAUCAGGCAGCGACAGUGAUAUGGGCCGUGGCUGGUGCAUGUGAAAAGUCUAGGCAAUCAUUGAACAUGAUGGGCUCGUCCAAGCACAUUGAGAGUCAUCAGGUCGAACUGUCCACAGCAAACACGCCUAAUUUGAUGAGCCUGUUUGCGGAACUUUUUCCAAAGAUGACUUCUACUUGGAAAACACAAUCCUCCUUCCUGGAUAUGGUCUUGGGUUUAGCAACGAAGACGUUAAUGUAG